AUGUCCGAAUUUACAAUAGACGAUAAGAAACUAAUGGCUGCCUACGAUGCGGGUGGGGAAGUAUGGUUAAGAGGAGCAGAUGUUGUAGAGAUAUUAAAAUCCACAAAACGCGACAGUGAAGAAUUACAUGAGUGGAUAUCAGAUCAUGUAUUACCUUAUACAGAGAAGUCCAAUGAUUCAUCACUGUACACAUCCGAUCUGGUUUUGAAACUCAAGGAAGAAGUUGAAAAGAAAAACGAAGAAAUAAUGCUAAAUCACAAGAAAAUAUCUAAAUUGCAACGAAGUCUGUCCUUGCUCCAAAUGCAAUUGUUUCAAAUUGAACCCAAGUCCUCAGAGACACACAUUCCUAAAAAGGAAAAUUGUUAUCUGUUCUUUCUGAUUAAAAAGAAUUUGGAAAAGAUAGAAAAUGACAUGGACUACUUUCCGUACUAUGCUCUGAGAACUAAGGAAAGAUUUGCACAAGAAAGUCUAGAUCGCUUAAAGUCCAAAUACCCUUUAAGCGAAGUGAUAUAUCGAGUAGAAGAUCCACCUGAAGUAGACCUUUUUAAUCGUCUCACAGAACUGGAGGAUGUAAAGUCUUGUGAAAAUCAUCUUGAGAGCAACUUGAAUGAUGAAGAGCUGAUCUCGCUAUUUGAAAAAUUAAAAUUUUUAAAAUAA
Nezara viridula (southern green stink bug) is the source of this 657-nucleotide messenger RNA. The record is from the annotation of a GenBank genome assembly. NCBI's taxonomy places the organism in Eukaryota, Metazoa, Arthropoda, Insecta, Hemiptera, Pentatomidae.